Messenger RNA from Myripristis murdjan (pinecone soldierfish), 1761 nucleotides. RefSeq names its product solute carrier family 35 member G2b (gene slc35g2b). The transcript is spliced from 2 exons. Bases 350 to 1600 code for a protein of 416 amino acids. The record is from RefSeq and is a predicted model, not a curated record. Lineage: Eukaryota; Metazoa; Chordata; Actinopteri; Holocentriformes; Holocentridae. Gene Ontology annotation, cellular component: membrane.
AUGACGAAGAAAUAAUGUUUUGAGAGGGUCGAGGUGGGAAAAAUUAUUGGGGAGGGGGAGAGACCACUGGCUGUGACUAACUUCAGCUCCCUCCUCAGCCAGCUUCAGCAGCAGCAGCAGCAGCAGCAGCAGCAGCUCCAUCCGUCGAGAGCGCGGAGACCAAGCAGCACCUCGCAUCUUCAGGAGGCGCUCCACUCGAAGGGAACAUGGGGAAAUGGCAGUUGCAGUUCACCAAAUGUAAAGCUCAAGAAAGCAAACAAUACCUCCAUUUAUGACACAAAACCUGGCUUAUGCAUCGGUAGGAACUCACUGAAGAACAAAAGAUUUCAACUUUGACUCCUAAAAAAACAUGGAUAUAUCUCCAUCCAAGCUGCAGUAUGGAUCAAAAAAGAGGGUUAAGAUCCACCCAAACACAGUGACAGUAAAAUAUGCUACUCACUUUCCCCAGCCUGGUGAUGAAGGGUAUGAUGACGCACCGUCUUUCGAGGACUUUGGCGCUUUCGCAGAGGCAAAUGCAGGGAAGAGACUGGUGUCGGACAGCAAAGGGGGCAGGACUUUCUUUGGAACCAUGGACACCCAGCCGAAGCAGACUGGGGGGCAGAGGGACAAGGGGGUCGGAGGCCAGCUGGCAAGCUUUGGCGAGGCAAAUGUGUUAGCCUCUAGGGUGACCUGGAUGGCCUUGUUUGGGGCAGCAGUGGCUCAUGGGUGUGUGGCACUGAUUACCCGUCUGGCAGCUGACCGCUCUAAAGUGCCCUCCCUCGAGCUGCUCUUCAUUCGGUCUGUGAUUCAAGUGCUGUCCAUCCUGGUGGUCUUCUAUUACCACGAGGCCCCCUUUGGCCCUAAGGGCUACCGGCUGCGUCUCUUCUUCUACGGGGUGUGCAAUGUAAUCUCAAUCACCUGCGCCUACACCUCUUUUGCCAUAGUGCCACCUAGUAAUGGCACCAUCAUGUGGCGUGCCUCCACCACGGUCUUCAGUGCUGUGCUGGCCUUCCUGCUCUUGGAUGAGAGGCUGGGCUACACGGAUGUGGUCACAGUGGUGGGCAGCGUCUUCGGCCUUUGUCUGGUCAUGGUACCAAAUGUAGCAGAUGAGGAGAAGUCCAGGCUGAGCUUCUGGAAGGAGGCCUUUGGCUACACGAUGACAGUGAUGGCCGGCUUGACCGCUGCCCUUUCCAUGAUUGUCUACAGGGCCAUUAAGGAGCGUGUCAGCAUGUGGACGGCACUCUUUACCUUCGGCUGGACGGGCACUGUGUGGGGCGCCUCCACCAUGUUUAUCAUGCAGGAGCCCAUCAUUCCCUUGGAUGGGGAGACCUGGGGCUAUUUGAUUGGGAUCUGUAUCUGCUCCACCGUGGCAUUCCUCGGGGUCUACUAUGCCCUAAACAAGUUCCAUCCCGCCUUAGUUAGCACCGUGCAACACCUAGAGAUCGUGGUGGCCAUGUUCCUCCAACUCAUUGUUCUGAGGAUGAUCCCAUCAAUCUACGACGUCAUCGGAGGCCUAGUCAUCAUGGUCAGUGUAUUCACCCUGACAGGUGUCAAGCUUUACAGGGUGAGCCGGGCCAUUCGACAGGAUUAUCAAGAGAUCCUAGACUCACCCAUCAAAUGAGUUUUGACGUGUCAGUCUCUUUGUUUACAAUGUUGCUCUGUUCAUGUGCAAUUUCAAGAAUGUCUGGAUCUUAAUUUAAUGAUUUUGUAUUGUUGUGUUGGUGGAAGAGUGCCAGUUAUGUAAUGUCUUAAUAUUUGUGUGUGAAAUAAAAGAGAAAUGUA